Molecule: messenger RNA, 1843 nt
Organism: Columba livia (rock pigeon)
Lineage: Eukaryota; Metazoa; Chordata; Aves; Columbiformes; Columbidae
Product: inositol 1,4,5-trisphosphate receptor-interacting protein-like 1
Exons: 1
Coding region: 27-1364 (445 amino acids)
Cellular component (GO): membrane
Source: RefSeq, a predicted model, not a curated record
AGCCGGACGAGGAGACGCGCGAGCGCAUGGAGCAGCGUGCGGAGAUGCUGAACCGGGAGAUGACUCGGCUGUGGCAGGAGGUAGAGGAGAGGAGCCGCGAGCAGAGCGGCUUUGCUUGGGCAUCCCUGCUCCAUUCUGCCUUACAGCCCUGGCACUGCUGGGCCAUUGCUGGAGUCCUGGUCCUGCUCCUGGGGCUCUGCUGGUGGCUCAGGAAACGGAGCCGUGAGCUCCGAGGUGCAAACGACCUGCGAAGGCUUUUGGCGCGGCAAAUCCAGAGGCCAGUUCAGAACUGGGACAGAGAGAGCGAGGCUGUUAAGUACCUGGUGGAAAGAUUCAUCUUGCUCUUCAAGUAUGUCUUCUUCGAUCCCUGGUACCACGUGCUGGAAGAUGCCAUUGAGGUGGGCAGCGCCUUCGAAGGCUGGAGUCCCCGUCAAGAAGACAUCACCUACCGCCUGCUUGUGCUCCUGAAGCCCCCCCGUGGACACACUUUCCACCUGGAGCCGAGCCACCUGGGGCCGGUGAGGAACUUUUGCGUCCGUGUGGACUUGGUGUGUACCUGUGAGAUGGAGCGGCCGGCAGGAGAGACACGUUGCUUCCUCCACGACCACGAGGAGGAGCAGUGGAGGAACGAGGGCCCCAGCAUCCUACGCGACCUCUGCACUGACUCCUACCUAGAUGUGCAGAAAAUUGCCCGCUGUUUCCAGGACAUGAUGAGACAUUCCUGGAGGAUUCUGCCGGAGUCAGCCACACACCGCCUAACAGUGCUGCCCUCCGACCGCUCCUGCAAAUUCCAGGUGACACAAGGCGGGGGGAAAAGGCUCUUCAUUGAGUUGAUGUUUGGGGUGAGGCAGGGCGACUCGGACAUCUUCGUGAGCAGCCAGAAUACAGAGGCCGCCUACACCCCAAGCACCAUGUGGCCAGAGAGCUACGCUGUGGCAGAGAUGAAGUUCUUCAGGCAUAUUGCCAGGCACGCACACCCUGACAGCAUCCACCUCAGAUGCCUGCAGCUCUGCGCCCGCAGCCUGCUGGACACAGACUUUUCCACCUGCACCUUAAAGACCAUCGUGAUGCACCUGCUGACCAUCAUACCCCCAACAGACUGGAGCAGGAGGGAUCUCUUGGAGCGGCUGGAGGACAUUCUGCAGUACCUGCAGAGCUGCCUGGAAGAUGGAUGCCUGAACCACUUCUUCAUUGGCAAUGACCAAGUGCCUGAGGAGAUCAUCUUGCCCCAGGCUAUGCGAACGGCUGAACCGCUCAACCUCUUCUACCACCUGGAGCAGGAUUCUGAUGCCUGUGAGAACGCGUGGCUUGAGCUUCUGAUGCUGCGACAUCGGCUUCGUACACUGGUGCUCCAGGGACGCUGAAAGAGGUCUUCCUGCACAGAGCUGUGUUUGCGCAGGUCACAGCUGCCAGCAGGCGACCGUGUCUUCCAGGAAAGAAAAGAGGGGAGAAUGCAGGACAGAGAAAGGAAAGGGAACACCGUGUGCAGCAGCCCUCUGCCAGGAGUGGCAGCGUUCCCCUCUCGAUGGUCUCCCCAGCGCAGCAGCCGGUGAUGUCUACACUGGGGACAAAGGGCUCCAUGUGACUCUGUGUGUCCUCUGGGGCCUGGGGGACACUCUGCCCACCCCAAACACUCCCCAGGGAGCUGGUGCCACAGAACCAAGCACACUGGACACGGGGAACACGCUGAUCAGUCAGCAGUGGGAACUGGUGCUGCACCUCUCCUGCCCAGCAAAAGCACACGCUGGGGAGUGGGACCCGAUGCAGCUGAAGAGGCCAUCGCGAGGAGGCUUGUGACAGAGACUCCGUUACCACCUGCACAGCAACCGCACACUUGACUUCG